AUGAGCAAGACCUUGAACUCAUUCUCCAACUCACUGGCUGUCAGUGCCACCGACUCCGGGGGCACCAUGGUACCUGCCAUGGAGGGCUCUGGCACACGCUCUAGCGUUUUUCAGGAGCCUUACCUCCAUGCGCCAGAAGAUGCUUGGAGUGGUAUUUCACAUGCCAUCAUUGACAUCUAUCACCUCUGUAUCGUAAACCCGAUGCCCGGCUUUGACCAAAGCUUAUUCAAGUUCCCUAAGGCCUCGUUCAAAAGGGGAGUGUGGGCGCACCACGCCAUCGUGAGAUACAAAUCUAAAGCAGAGAUCAAGCGGCGACAAGCUGCUCCGUAA
Fusarium fujikuroi IMI 58289 is the source of this 330-nucleotide messenger RNA. RefSeq lists its product as uncharacterized. NCBI's taxonomy places the organism in Eukaryota, Fungi, Ascomycota, Sordariomycetes, Hypocreales, Nectriaceae. The transcript has a single exon. The coding region runs from base 1 to 330 and encodes 109 amino acids. The record is from RefSeq and is a predicted model, not a curated record.